Molecule: messenger RNA, 366 nt
Organism: Fonticula alba
Lineage: Eukaryota; Rotosphaerida; Fonticulaceae
Exons: 2
Coding region: 1-366 (121 amino acids)
Source: RefSeq, a predicted model, not a curated record
AUGACCCCGGUCAGUGAAAAUGCCACCGAGCCGCUUACCAUGGACGACAUGAACACGGUCCGCAUCUCUCCGAAUGGCCCGCUGAAGAACUACGUCACGGCCAUCAGCACCCUGUUGCUUGAGAUCCAACUGCCAGUGGUUUUCGUCACAGCGCACAGCUCGGUCCUGCCGCGUCUGGUGUCGGUCAUCGAGCUGGCCAAGCGUGCCAUCCAAGAGAAGCUUGGCCCUCGCGGAGGGGCCGAGCAGCUCUUUUGUCACAUCCAGCUAAGCGAGGAGCGCCAAUUGGAUACCUGGUCCCCGCGCGACAAGGCCAGUGCCCUGGACACGUACGAAGAUGCCGCUGCCACCGCCGCCGCCGCCGGCUGA